Messenger RNA from Penaeus monodon (black tiger shrimp), 5956 nucleotides. Its product is annotated as myosin light chain kinase, smooth muscle-like. Bases 16 to 4467 code for a protein of 1483 amino acids. Lineage: Eukaryota; Metazoa; Arthropoda; Malacostraca; Decapoda; Penaeidae. Gene Ontology annotation, biological process: protein phosphorylation. Gene Ontology annotation, molecular function: ATP binding; protein binding; protein kinase activity. The transcript has 28 exons. The record is from RefSeq and is a predicted model, not a curated record.
GAUUCACGAUACUCGAUGCCAGAGUCUGACGCGAUCGGCGACGGCUCCAGAUUCCAGGAAGUGGGAACGGGUCCCUUGUAUCGUCUGGAGAUCCCCAACUGCCGCCUGGAGGACACCGGCGCCUACAGCAUCCUGGCGAGGAACGAGCAUGGGGAGUGUCGGGCGGUUAUCUCCCUGCAGGUCUACGCUAAAGGCCUGAAGGGCGAAUUGGAAGGAAUACCAGUGAAACGCGGCGUGAUGGAGCAUGUGCCGGUGGUGACGCGGCCGCUGCAGGACGUGCGGUGCUGUGAUGGCGACUCAGUCACUUUGGAGGCUCUGGUGGACGCGCCCAAGCACUCGACCGUCCGCUGGGAGAAGCAAGGAAAGGUACUGAAGCUCAGCGGCGACCUGGAGAGCGAGUGGGACGGCUCGUGCGUGCGCCUCAAGAUUCGCCAAGUCUACCCCGAGGACGAGGGCGAGUACUCCUGCAUCAUCUUCAACGACAUGGGCAAGGCCGUCACCUCUGCAACAAUCGUCGUGGAGAUGGCUGACGACAAGGAGAAUGACGUGACAGUGCAGAUGGAGCACCGGCCGGACCUCUCUCGCAGGACCACGCCCUCGAGAACCAACACGCCCUCCAGGUUCUCCCGCUCGCCCUCUGUCACCUUCCGACGUGAGGGAAGCGCCCACUCCUGGGCGGGCGUGGGCUGGCGUGAACCCUCCGUCACCGUGUCUCACUGGCGCCCUCUCUCUCGCGGAUCCUCCCCUCUGCUGCUAGCCCACCGCUACACACCGGAGCCGACCACGCGCUCCAAGAGCCGCCGCUCACACCGUCCCAAGUUCUACUACAUUCCCCAUGACCGAAUCGUGGAGGAGGGCGAAACCGUCACAUUCCAGUGUGCCAUCAAGGGCCACCCGACCCCGCGGUCGUCAUGGGACAAGGACUCCAUCAAGCUCGUCGAGGGUGGCCGCUACAAGAUGGAGGAGCGAGACGACGUCCGCACCCUCGAGAUCUCCAAGGUGGCGCUACAGGACGCAGGACUCUACAGAAUCACCAUCGAUAACGACCUCGGUCGCGAGCAGGCCACUGCCAGGCUCGACGUAAUCAAGGCAUCAGGUAACAAGUAUAGCGGCUACGUGAGGUCAUGGCACACGUCUCCGCUGACGGUUCCGCGCUUCACUCGCUCGAUGCCGUCCACCAGAGUGAGGCAGGGCAGCAGGCUCUCCCUCUCCGCAGACUACAGGGGCUCGCCAACGCCUAGAGCGAAGUGGUACAGAAACAACGAGCUGCUGCCACUGUGCGACGACUUCCCACAGAGCUACGACGGCAAGACCGCCACUCUGGACCUGCCGUCUGCCACCGCUGCCGACGCUGGCACCUACACGUGCGUGCUUGUCAGUGACGCCGGUAGAGCCGAGUGCUCGUGUGAGGUGGUGGUGGAGCACCAUAAGGAGACCCCCAACCAGCCGCCCUAUUUCCUCCGUGGUCUGAAGGACUUCACGGCGCUUGACGGCGAUGAAGUGAGACUGUCCGUCAAACUCGCAGGUUCGCAGCCCAUUCGUGUGUUGUGGGUUCGCAACGACCAGGAAAUCAAGAAUUCUGAGGACUUCACGUACCUGGAAGAGGAGGAGGGUGAAUACGCUCUCGUUAUCCGCGACGUCUUCCCUGAGGAUGCCGGUAUCUACAUCUGCGAGGCUUAUAACGCCCACGGAGACGCCCACACCCACUGCAGAUUAGCUGUUCAUGACCCACGAGAAUCAGAGGCAUCGAUGCCACGGAUAGUCGGUAAUCUGAAGCCUUUGGACGUGGAGGAGGGCUCAGCUGCCCGGUUCAGCGUCACCGUUCACGGAUCACCCCGCCCGACCCUCACCUGGUACUGCGAUAACCGCAAGUUGAUCUCCACACCUCGAAUCAAGAUCAACAUGGUGGAUGACGACGUGGGCGCAGAUGGCGAGGUGCAGCACACCCUGGGCAUCCUCCACGCGCUCUCCACCGACUCGGGCGUCAUCUCCGUCGUCGCCUCCAACUGCCUCGGCUCCGAUACCGCAUCCACCACACUCAAGGUUGAUCCCUACACCCCGAGGCGAGAGGAGCGCGUGCGAUCGCCCCUCGGCACAAACUCCACGGCCAGCGCCACCUCCAGGUUGUCGCCGCCGCGCACCUCCAACUCGCCCGCGCCCAGGAUCAGACCCUCACUCAAGGAGGUCACAAACACUGGCACGGCAAGCGUGGACUCAGCCUACGGCAGCGUCAGCCUCAGGGAUUCUGCCAGCGGCCGGAGCAGCACCCUCUCCAACCUCAGUGAACUGGAGGACGACCAGGGUGAACCAGCGAAGAAGCCCCUCCGCACCAUGGCCAGCUGCGACGAAGGAAAAGAAGACGAACUGCAGUCUGACGAGAAGAAAGAGGAAGAACCAGAAGAGGAGGAGGAGGAGGAGGAGGAAGACACGGAAGCCGAGAUCCUGCUUGGUCCUCUUGACAUGACGGUCCUCAAGGGUCAGUCUGCAACUUUCACUGCAACCUUCACCGGCAAGCCUCAGCCCGUAGUGUCCUGGCUCAAGAAGGAGCAAGAGAUCUGCGACGGCGGACGGUACACGGUGAAGACGGAGAACGGCGCCACGACGCUCACCAUCCGCGACAUCGUGCAAGAGGACUGUGACAAGUACACCGUCGUCGUCAGAAAUGCGCUGGCCGCCCACGCUGCCUUCGCUUCCCUUGCUGUAGGAAGUGCCCCCGAGCCGCCUGCGGAUCGACCCAACCACUCGGAGGUGACGGCGACUUCCGUGACGCUUUCCUGGUACGGCCCCACCUACGACGGCGGCUCUGUGGUCACGGGAUAUAAUGUGGAGGCGCGCAAAGUGGGCGAGGUUGAGUGGAAGACGCUCAUCACGGGAUGCCAUUCCACGUCAUACAUUGUGACGGGACUGGAGACUGGUUGCCAGUACGAAUUCCGCGUGCGAGCGCAGAACAUGCAUGGCCUCUCCGAGCCCUCGAAGCCCUCGCAGCCCGUCACCACCGCCAAUCAGACCAAGCAGGCGGAGGAGGAACCCGAGCCUGAGGACUAUGAAAAGGCCUUCGCUCCCCUCAACGUCGAAAUCGAGCCAGGGAAUAUGUUCGACGAGCAGUACACCCUGCACGAGGAGGUCGGCAAGGGCCGCUUCGGCAUCGUCUACAGGGUCACAGAAAAGACCUCGGGCACCAGGAGGGCUGCCAAGAUUAUCAAGUGCAUCAAGGCUAAGGAUAAGGAAAAGGUCCGCGAGGAGAUCUCGAUCAUGAACGCCCUCAGACACCCCAAGCUCCUUCAGCUCGGAGCAGCCUAUGAGCGCCCACGAGAGAUCAUCAUGGUGAUGGAAUACAUAUCCGGCGGCGAGUUGUUCGAGCGCGUGGUGGCUGACGACUUCAACCUGACGGAGCGUGACUGCAUUCUCUUCGUCAGGCAAAUCUGCGAGGGAGUCCAAUACAUGCACAGCACCAACAUUGUACAUCUCGACCUCAAGCCCGAGAACAUCCUGUGCGUGCGCCGUACGUCCCAUCAGAUCAAGCUGAUCGACUUCGGCUUAGCGCGGAGAUUUAACCCUGAUGACCCAUGCCGAGUGCUGUUCGGAACCCCCGAGUUCAUCGCCCCCGAAGUCAUCAACUACGAGCCCAUCGGUUUCGCUUCGGACAUGUGGUCCGUCGGGGUUAUCUGCUAUGUUCUACUGUCAGGGCUGUCGCCUUUCAUGGGCGACAACGACGCCGAGACCUUCAGCAACAUCACCCGCGCCGAGUUCGACUUCGACGACGACGCCUUCGACGCCAUCACUGACGAUGCCAAAGAUUUCAUCCAGUCCUUGCUUGUCAAACGAAAAGAAAAGCGACUCACGCCUGCGCAAUGCCUGGAGCACCGUUGGCUGAACCAGACUGAAGGUACCAUGAACAAGGUCGUCCUCUCCACAGACAAACUGAAGAAGUUCAUCAUUAGGCGAAAGUGGCAGAAAACUGGAAAUGCUAUCCGCGCUCUGGGACGAAUGGCCAACUUGACCAGCCGUCGCAGUUCUCAACCUUCUUCACCCACGAGACUCUCCCCCCUCCCGGAGAACCACACCCACACGCCCACCACCCCCGCCAGCCCCUCCCCCGUGUCCUCGCCCGCCGCCCUCGUUAAGACCAAGGGCUGCGCUCCCGUCACCCGCUCCUCGCCGAGCAUCAUCAGCGAGAGAAGCGAUUCCGGUAUUAGUGAAUGUUCGUUUGGUGUUGAAGAAAAUAACCCCAACCAAGUUAACAACCAGUGUGGCCUCACUAACGGUCGUGCUGUUACAGGGCGCACUGUUAUCAAAAGUGGAAAGACACCUUCUCUAGACUGGCAGUCGUCGGUUGACUCUGCUGUCUGCGACGACGACUUUAUCGGCAAGAGCGGCGACUUCGGGUCUUCGCAGAGAAGAAUCUCAAGGGAGGCGCUGCUGCAUGCCAAGACCGACGCACUAAUGAACGCUCACUCCAGAAUAUAGAAAUAUAUAUAAAAGAAAAUAGACUCGUAGUAUAUAAUGCUUAACUAAAGUUUUAUUGUAACGUAAAUAUACAUACAUGUAUACUGUGUACAUACAAGAGAAGAAUGGACGUUGGAGUGUAGUUACUAGCUGAUUAUUUGCCUUUUUAAUAAGUAUCAUAGUGGCCUUGAAUUUAAUAAAAUUUUAUUUAAUCCAUAUUUUGCCUGGACCGUAUGUAAUUAGAUCGCGCUGGCCAGUGACGGUAAGCCUCGCGCACGAAGCUGUGCAGGUUCAGGUCGGUGCGUCUUGCUCUCAAAGUGUUGUAUUUCUGCGGGCUGUGUUGGUGCACUUGCCCUGCAUUUGUCUAUUUAAUCCAUGUCAACGAAUAUGGAGCUUAUUUAGACGCUUUCAAGAUGGAGUCGUGAACACUUGACACAAGAAAAUUCCAUUGCUGAAAAAAUGGAAACCGAAUCUUCGACCUCUGAAGCGUGUCUUCCCUCGGGACACGGAAAAGAGGAGGAACGUAACUUCGUAUUCUCACUGUCGACCAGCCAGAACAGACUCUCGUGAAGGCUGAUGAUGCAUCAUACUUUUUAUCUUAGAAAAGUGUACACAAGCAAGUCAAAGGAAGAAUGUAAAAAAAUAAUGUGUUUGACGUUUUGCCGUGACGGAAAGACCAAGGGAAGCGUGCCUGAAUUUGCUUCCGUUGCCUAUCCGUCACACCCGUUUGUUUUCCCUUGCAGAAAAAAAUCCUGUGAAUUUGCCGUUAGUUCUUUAUUGUGUGUUUUAAUGUAUGCUUCAUAUGAUUUUGAUUUUUCUCAGUGCCAAAUAAAAUGUACAGAUGGUUUGCCUGAUAUCAUUCCACAUAAAACCUUUGACAUCUUUGAUUCAUUUGCCGGAAAUCAUUCAUCUUAACAGGUCAGCGUCCUAUUUUAUAUAUGUUAAUUGUUCAUCAUCGAUACAUUUAGUUUCUUUUCAAACGCCUUAUUUUAUUUCAAAAUGAUGUCGAUUAUCGCAUCUCCCCCCCCCCCCCUUCAUUUUUCUGAAAUUUCAAUGCCUUAGUGUAGCCUCGCCAGGCGGUGACCUCACGUACCCAGUGAGUCACCCUGUGGCGUCGGCUCUGCUUAAUAAAGAACAUUCAACGGUCAUCCCGCCUUUGUAAUAGAUACCGCUGGAGUGUGGUUCGGAUUCCCGUUAUCUGUGAGAUGGUCCGAGUGGCAGCCUUGCCUAGAUUCUUCGAGCCUUUACUAACAGGUUGAGAAUGUUACUUGUAGUGCCAGCAGUGCCAUUUCAUUUAUCGAAGCUUCAGAGAUAACGGCGUCGCGACGAUCGCCUCCAAAGAAGGUUAUUUAGGAUCCGUUUACCGAAGAAGCAUCCUGUUGAUGAUUAUAGGUAGAGAGUGGUUCCUGAUGUGUUUGUGUAGCUACGGUAAUGUGAUAAAAAAUGUAGAUAAGAUAUCCCGAGUAUGUGCAUGAUAUUGUUGUUAAGAGAUUAAAAGAUUUAUUUGAGA